CGUCCCCCGAGGGGGCGUGGCCUCGCUUUGGCCACGCCCUCCUCCCUUUUGCAAGCCAACCAAGCCAGCCAUUCGGAUCUUAAUCGCUUUUUUCCUCCUGGAUUUUUAAUUAAUAUUAUUAUUAUUAUUAUUAUUAUCGCGGAAAUGCCUUCCUUCCGGGUCCUUUUCCUCUUCCUGUUGGGAAGCGGAAGCCAGGCGCCGUUGCCAGGAGAGGCCUAUUUCUUGGAGGAACUUCCCCCCGCCAAUCAAACGGAGGAGGCGGGACAGGAAGUGACACGCCCCUGGCUGCUCCAGAUCUCUCCGCCUCCUCAGACGGAAGGGGCGGGGCCUAAGGAAGAAGGGGCGGGGCCUGGGGAAGAAGGGGGCGGGGCCACAUUAACACCAAGUCAUUGUGGGGUCAACUUCUUUGACCCGGAAGGGUUCAUCGACUCGGGGGAUUAUCCUCCGCUGCUCCGCGGCGAGUUCCUAGAGUGUACCUACAACGUCACCGUCUACACCGGGUACGGGGUCGAGCUCCAGGUGAAGAGCGUGAACCUGUCGGAGGGGGAGGUGCUGUCCAUUGGUGGCUGGGCUCCGGCCGCUGACCGCUGGGCCGUGCUGGCCAACCAGAGCCUCUUGGUCGAAGGCCAGGUCAUCCGCAGCUUGACCAACUCCAUCUCCGUCUUCUUCCGGACCUUCCCGGACGACGCCAUGGGCACCUUCCAGCUCCACUACCAAGUGUUUGUGCUGAGCUGCGGCUUCCCCCGCCGGCCGGAGAACGGGGAGGUGACGGUGCUGGGCCUGCACCCGGGUGGAGUGGCCCGCUUCCACUGCCACCUGGGCUACGAGGUCGAGGGGCCCGCCCUGGCCGUCUGCACCAACGCCUCCCGCCCACACUGGAGCGCCCCUCCGCCCCUCUGCAUCGCUCCGUGUGGGGGGCGAGUGCGAAACGCGACGGUGGGUCGGAUCUUGUCACCAACACACGUGUGGGCGAGCAACGUGAGCUGCGAGUGGAGCGUCGUGGCCCCGAAAUCAGGGCAGAAGCUGCACCUCCACUUCGAGAAAAUGGCCCUACGGACCGGCCAGCGGCUACAGGUCUUCAGUGGGGUCUCAUCGUCCUCGUCCUCGUCUUCUUUGCUUCUUUUUGACUCGGCCGAGGGUCCCGGGACCCCCUUUGAGGGUCUCAUCAGCCAAGGCGACGCUCUCGCCCUCCUCUUCCUCCAAUCGGAGGCCGACCCGGAAGGAGACACAGGAAGUCCCGCCUUCAACAUCCGCUUCGAAGCCUUUGAGCGGGGUCACUGCUAUGAGCCCUUCAUCCAGAACGGGAACUACUCGACCUCUGACCCAACCUUCGACCUGGGCGCGGUGGUGGAGUUCACGUGCGACCCGGGUCACGACCUCGAGCACGGCCACCCGGCCGCCCUCCAGUGCGUCAAUCUCCGAGAGCCACACUGGAACGACACCGAGCCCAUCUGCAGAGCCUCGUGUGGUGGUGAGCUGACGGGCGGCUCCGGGGUGAUCGUGCCUCCUGAUUGGCCGGAGGAGCCCUUUGAGCCCGCCCCGUCGUCCUCCUCGUCGUCCAAUCCCGUUGGGGAAAGUGGGCGGGGCUGCGUCUGGAAGAUCCACGUCUCUCCGGAGAAGCGAGUCCGUCUCGACAUCCAGCUGCUGAACCUGAGCGGCCCCGCCCUGCUGUCCGUCUUCGACGGGGACGACCUGGGGUCCCGCCCCCUGGGCCACUUCCUGGGGUCAUCCUUGGGGUCAUCCCCGGGGUCACGGAGGCUCUAUGGUUCCUCUCCCGACCUCACCGUCCAGUUCAACUCCGACCCCGACGCAGGCCCCGCCCACAAGGCCUUCCUCAUCACCUACGCCGAGGUGGCCCGCAACGACUCGUGCCCGGACCUUCCGGAGAUCCAGAACGGGUGGAAGACGACGUCGCACGCGGAGCCCAACGUCCGGGGGGCAAAGGUCACGUACCAGUGUGACCCCGGGUACGACGUCCUCGGGCCGGAGACCCUCGUCUGCACCGCCGGCCUCGCCUGGAGCAGCCCCCCUCCCUUCUGCGAAAAGAUCAUGUACUGCACGGACCCCGGGGAGGUGGCACACGCUACACGCCUGAUCUCGGACGCGGGCCUGCUGGUGGGCACCACCAUCCAGUACACGUGUGUGUCCGGCUUCGUCCUGGAAGGGAGCAGCGCCCUCCUCACCUGCUACAGCCGCGAGACCGGGACCCCUUCCUGGACAUCACGCCUGCCCACCUGCGUCC
Anolis carolinensis (green anole) is the source of this 2242-nucleotide messenger RNA. It is a transcript of the gene sez6l, whose product is annotated as seizure related 6 homolog like. Gene Ontology annotation, cellular component: neuronal cell body; endoplasmic reticulum. NCBI's taxonomy places the organism in Eukaryota, Metazoa, Chordata, Lepidosauria, Squamata, Anolidae. The record is from RefSeq and is a predicted model, not a curated record. Gene Ontology annotation, biological process: synapse maturation; regulation of protein kinase C signaling.